Caenorhabditis remanei is the source of this 1002-nucleotide messenger RNA. RefSeq lists its product as uncharacterized. NCBI's taxonomy places the organism in Eukaryota, Metazoa, Nematoda, Chromadorea, Rhabditida, Rhabditidae. Gene Ontology annotation, biological process: innate immune response. The record is from RefSeq and is a predicted model, not a curated record. Bases 1 to 1002 code for a protein of 333 amino acids. The transcript has 6 exons.
AUGGCCUACUGGAUAACAACCGGGGCUGGAGUUGAAGCGACUCGCGGCUCGAUUCCCCAGCGUCGCGAGUUACCACAGGACCGUGUCGUCAAUGAAACAAAUUUAGGUUCUUCUGCCGCAUGUAUUCCUCAUCAGAACAACACCGUUUUGUACGCCUAUUCGACGGAUAUCGACUAUGAUACAUAUAAACUUGGUGCUUAUAUUAUGGUUUAUUAUGCUUAUGUGUAUACAACAAUGGCAAAUGUUCGAUUCGAUACAAAACAGGAAGAGGAAAUUGAGUAUCACUCGGACACUGAAAGUUUCAAUGCUUCUCUGCGGUCUCACGCGCCUGAUCCAUCACUUGGUUAUGGAAACAAAACAAAUGGGAGUAAUUUGUACAAUGUGUUGAAGAAGUUUCUCAAUAACGGAAAGGUUUCAUUAUGCGGAGCCCAAGUGUAUAUAGCGGUGAAACGGUAUCCAGAUGAAUCUGCUGUAUCUGACAUUAUUUUCCAACUACGAGUAAAUAAUGUGAUGGUGCACAUUGCUGUCGACAGUAUCCCAUCAGGUGGUUCCGAUUCUACCUCACUAUACGACAUGUCAUUUCAAACCAAUGGAAUAUGUCUGUUCGCUAGCAAAAGUGAUCUUUCGAAUGCUUUUUACUACGUGACCGGAAUACUCUACACACCUUACCAAUUUAUUGCUCAAAACUUUGUGGUUUCUGAAUCGGGUAGAAUCGAACUACCAUUCAAAACACCGGGUUAUGCAGACUUGUGUUCAGUUGUAAUAACUGUUCAAAACCAUACACGUCACAAUUUAUUUGUUUCAAUGAAUUAUACAAUUGAAAGUACUGAUGGCUUUGUUGUUCUGAAAUUUCCAAGUAACCAUUCGUACCCUCUUUAUGGAACUGCACAAACAGAUUAUUUUUAUUUCAACUCGUCCCUUUCAUACAAAUGGACAAUCGACUACCAUUAUAACACCGAUGAACCACAAAUAAUUGAAUGCAGAAUGUACCGACGAUUGUGA